CGAUUUGAGCCAUACGAAAGUGGGUCAAAUGAAUCAGACUCUGCUGACUCGGAUGAUCAAGAAAAUAUAAACAGCCGCUUACAAAACACUGAUUGGUGCACUUGUGGGAAUUGCAUACCAAUGCCAACCGCAACGAAAUCACUAUGUUGUCACGAAGUAGAGAAAAUACACUACCCAUUUGCAGACUUAAAUUCAGAGGUCCAUUGUAUAACGGGCCAUCCUGGUUUUCAACCAGCAUGUUUAAAUACAUAUUUUCUACAGAUAGCAUACUAUCAGUACAAACAACAGUACAGGGAAGACAUUGAAGACUCUUCUGAGAAGUACAGAUACACAGCAUAUCGCCAACUGGCUGGAUGGGCUUGGGGAUAUCUUGGAAGGAAAAUAAGGGUUCCACUACCAUCAUGUGCAGUGAAUCUUAUACGGAACACGUUUCCAAGUGAAUCCGGGCAUUACACAGGAUUUAAACUGGCUAAUUAA
Saccostrea echinata is the source of this 477-nucleotide messenger RNA. RefSeq names its product P2X purinoceptor 7-like. The record is from RefSeq and is a predicted model, not a curated record. The coding region runs from base 121 to 477 and encodes 118 amino acids. The transcript is spliced from 3 exons. Lineage: Eukaryota; Metazoa; Mollusca; Bivalvia; Ostreida; Ostreidae.